Talaromyces proteolyticus is the source of this 841-nucleotide messenger RNA. RefSeq lists its product as uncharacterized. The record is from RefSeq and is a predicted model, not a curated record. The transcript has a single exon. The coding region runs from base 97 to 606 and encodes 169 amino acids. Lineage: Eukaryota; Fungi; Ascomycota; Eurotiomycetes; Eurotiales; Trichocomaceae.
UGUGGUUUUGGAGGGCCUGUGACUCAGAAAUCUAAAACGCGGCGGGGUGGUUUUUUGGUUCAGGGUGGGGAAGAAUUAAUUAAGGUAACUACUAAUAUGCCUGAGGCACCAACACAUAACAACACAGACGGAAACCCGCCAAGUUUCCCGUUCAGGAAAAAACCACAGUGGGAUAUAGUAGGUCAAAAAAACAUGCGGGUUGACUGGAAAUUCCAAAAAAAGAAAAGACAUGAAAAUAUAAAUUGCAGUAGAGAGCAUGAUAAAGCGCAGUCGUGGGGAGCAAUCUACAUAAUAGCAAAACAAGGACUGAAGUUGUAUAUUCAAAUGUUAACAAAUACUCACCUCACAUCCCCAUUUUUUGGAAAUUACAGGGCAGACAAAAUACCAGCUCGUCUGGUAUGGAAUUUCCAGGUUAGCCAAGCAAACGCUAAUCCGAAACCUGGGCCUAUGUUGAACCAGCUGCGGAGAAUCCACAAGGAACUUGGAAUCUCUCAUGAAGUCGAAAACUUCCAGGAGAUGAAUUCGUCGUACCACGAGCUCGACGAAUUUCAGCAAAUACCCUGCUCAAUGGUCACUUCCCUGCUGGUGAAAUCUAUCCACAUCUAAGCGGUUUUGAGAAAUUCUUCAACGAAGCCAUAUAUCCAAAUGCGACGGACAUUGCGUAACGCAGAGUACAACGGCUCACUCUUGGGGAGGAAACAUGUCACAAAUGCAACUAGAACAACUAAAAUAAUCAUUACUGAGUAAGGAUUGCGCUGUUUUUUGGUAUGGUGGAUAAAAUUUCAACAAAAUACUUCGGGACAAGUAACCGUCUUGGGACGAACAGCUCACGAGAAUCCGU